AUGGCGAGGAUGGCAUGGGUCUGCCGAAAGUGCCCUUAUCGUGGGUUCCGGCGGUUCCUGGCAGUUGCGUCGUCGCCCGUUAACAAGCUCAUAGGAGCACAACUUUUCCCAUCAGAACUUAAAAAAGGUCACCCCUACAACAUAUACACUCGUCGGCGCCUUCGCGUCGGAGGAAAGCCCCCGGGGCCGGCGCCGCGGCCAACCCUUGGUUCACCCUCCCCCUCUUCGCGGUCAUCAACCCGCGGCGGCCGUCGCCUCGUCUCCGUCCUCAAGAUCCGCCUUCAGGAGCCCAUUGUCGAACAGCAGAGGAAAAACACACCACCACUACGUGAUGAGAUGGUGGUCGUCCAGCGCUACCUGGAGCUGCUGUCGCGGUGCCGCGGCGGCGCCGACGCGCGGCCGAUCGCGCGGAUCCAGGCGGCCCUGGUCACGUCGGGCCUGCUCCGGCGCAGCGCGGAGCUCCACGACGCGCUCAUCCGGGCGCUCGCCAGCUCCGGGACGCCGCACGCCGCGCUGCCGCUCUACGCCCACCUCAUCCGCGCGGGCCUCCUGCCCACCCCGCACACCCUCCCCUCCCUCUUCAAGUCGCUCGCCCUCUCCCCCGCCGUCCCCGGCGCGCGCCGCCUCGCGCUCGCCGUCCACGCCCAAGCCGUCAGGCUCGGCCUCACCGGGUUCCUCCUCGUGAACAACGCGCUCAUCCGCGUCCACGCGGGCCUGCUCGGCCGCCUCUCCGACGCGCACCUGCUGCUGCGCGCCGCGGCCGCCGUCGACGCCUCCACGUUCAACACGCUCAUCACGGCGCACGCGAGGGCUGGCCGUGUCGCCGACGCCCGCUCGCUGUUCGACGAAAUGCCCGAGAGGAAUGCCGUGUCCUGGAGCGCCAUGGUGAAUGGGUACGUGCAGGCUGGGGACGGGAGGGAGGCGCUGGGGGUGUUCUCCCAGAUGCAGGCCCAAGGUGUCCGCCCGGACGACACGGUUCUCGUCGGGGUGCUUGCUGCGUGCGCGCAGCUGGGGGCUCUGGAGCAGGGGAAGUGGGUGCAUGGUUACCUCAGAGCAAACAAUAUCAGGAUGACCGUGUUCCUGGGCACUGCGUUGGUUGAUAUGUAUGCCAAAUGUGGUGAGAUGCAGCUUGGAAUGGAGGUGUUUGAGGGAAUGAAGGACAAGAAUGUGCUGGCCUGGACUACCAUGAUAAAGGGCCUGGCUAUGCACGGCCGAGGCUCAGACUCAUUGAUGCUCUUCUCCCAGAUGGAGAGCUCAGGUGUUAAGCCGGAUGACAUUGCCUUCAUUGGUGCUCUCUGUGCUUGCACACACACUGGGUUGGUUGACAAGGGUCGGCAGCUUUUCAAUUCCAUGGUGAACAACUAUGGUAUUAAACCAAAGAUUGAGCAUUAUGGAUGCAUGGUAGACCUCCUGGCACGGAAUGGCCUGCUGAGUGAGGCCAGAGACAUGGUUGAGAAAAUGCCCAUGAAACCGGAUGCCUUAAUCUGGGGAGCUCUAAUGGCUGGUUGUAGGUUUCACAAGAAUGUGGAGUUGGCUGAGUAUGUUAUAAAGCACUGGAUUGAACUGGAGCCAGACAAAAGUGGUGCUUAUGUACUUUUAGGUAACAUAUAUUCUGCUUCUGGUAGGCAUGCGUCUGCGAGGGAAAUUAGGCACCUAAUGCGUGAGAAGGGAGUUGAGAAGACACCUGGAUGUAGCAAUUUGGAGAUUAACGGAGUUAUCCACCAAUUCAUUGUUGGAGAUCUGUCUCAUCCUCGCAUAAAAGAUAUUUUGACAAAGUGGUAUGAGAUAGAUAGUAGGAUAAGGCUGGAGGAAGGUUACGUGCCUGAUAAGAAAGAGGUUUUGCUUGACAUUGAAGAAGAAGAGAUGGAAGGUGCACUCAGCCGCCACAGUGAGAAGCUGGCAAUCGCAUUUGCUUUGAUAAGUACAAAUGAUAAUAUACCCAUUCGGAUUGUCAAGAACCUCAGAGUCUGCCAAGAUUGCCAUCAUGUCACCAAACUUAUAUCCAAAGUAUAUGGGAGAGAAAUUGUUGUUAGAGAUCGAACACGUUUCCAUUUGUUCAAAGAUGGUACCUGUUCGUGCAAGGACUAUUGGUAGUAACUGACAAAUUUGUCUAUUAACA
Molecule: messenger RNA, 2119 nt
Organism: Triticum aestivum (bread wheat)
Lineage: Eukaryota; Viridiplantae; Streptophyta; Magnoliopsida; Poales; Poaceae
Product: pentatricopeptide repeat-containing protein At3g62890
Exons: 3
Coding region: 1-2094 (697 amino acids)
Biological process (GO): RNA modification
Molecular function (GO): zinc ion binding; RNA binding; protein binding
Source: RefSeq, a predicted model, not a curated record